AUGUCUUCGCGACCUCGCAUUCGAGAUCUUGGAUACAGUCCCGGAAGAUUCAAAACUGGGGUCAAAAACUCAUUGCUCGAUGUAGAGGGAGUCGCGGUUGGCCAGAGUACCAUCCAUAGAGGCCAAGACAUACAUACUGGAGUUACCGUGAUCCUUCCCCGCGGUAUCAAAAACACACGCUAUUUGCCCUGCUAUGCAGCAACCCAUGAUCUAAAUGGGAUGGGUGAAAUGACGGGUACCCACGGUCUGACGGAAUGGGGGUUUAUCAGUGGACCAAUUGCUUUGACCAACACAGUCAGUAUAGGCAAAGUAUAUGAUGCCCUAUUUCUGUGGCAAUUAGAGCAAGGAGCUCUGGCCGGGGACAAUGAAGUCGAAGUCAUGCGCCGGGUCAGCAUCCCCGUUGUGGGCGAAACUUUUGACGGCCUCCUCAAUGACAUUAGUGCGUCGGUCAUUGAUAAGCAUGUGGUUUAUGAUGCUAUCGAAGCAUCAAAGACUCAAAGCGAUGUUCUGGAAGGCAAUUACGGUGGAGGCACUGCAAUGAGGUGUCAUGGCUAUAAAGGCGGCACUGGAACUAGUUCUAGGAUUGUUCCGGGGGUAGAUAAAGAUUAUACCCUCGGUGUCCUCGUGCAAGCGAACCAUGGUCAGAAAGAUGAUCUCCGUAUAGGAAACGUACCGGUUGGAGAAUUUCUUGUCAGAGAAGAAGCUCGAGCGGCUGCGGAGGAAAAGGGGACACAGUUUCCUAAGGGAGGAAAAGCGGCUGAAGGAAGUCUCUUGGUCGUUAUCAUUACCGACGCCCCGUUACUCCCACACCAACUGCGUCGUAUUGCGCAACACGCUGGAAUGGGAGUUACCCAGGUCGGCGGUCAUGCUGCAGGACGAAAUUUCUCCGGCGAGAUAUUCCUCGCCCUAUCGACAGGAGCUUCUCCCAAUGAGUUGGCUACAUCCUCAAGCGGCUUCGAUUAUCUGCCUCCUCUCGAAACACAGCCAGUAGAGACACUUAAAAACGAGGUCAUUGAUUCAUUGUUUUAUGCAACUUCGGAAGCGACAGAAGAGGCUAUUUUGAAUGCUAUGUGCAAGGCCGAGCCAUUGACAGGGUACAAGGGACGUUCUCAGGCAGCAUUGCCUGUUGAUCGGGUGAAGGAGUUACUGGAUAAAUAUAUGGUUAAGUUUGAAGAUGAAUGAACCUUGAUCUCAGAUCCGGAACUCCAAAUAUGAUCCGCGACGACAGGAGUCUAUGCCAAUGCCAAUGCCGAAUGUCAAGUUAUCGUUUUCACGUUCGAGACUUUUUUGGCGUCCAAUA
Messenger RNA from Talaromyces stipitatus ATCC 10500, 1300 nucleotides. RefSeq lists its product as uncharacterized. Bases 1 to 1182 code for a protein of 393 amino acids. The transcript has 6 exons. The record is from RefSeq and is a predicted model, not a curated record. Lineage: Eukaryota; Fungi; Ascomycota; Eurotiomycetes; Eurotiales; Trichocomaceae. Gene Ontology annotation, molecular function: aminopeptidase activity.